Messenger RNA from Lineus longissimus, 2187 nucleotides. RefSeq names its product protein FAM47E-like. The coding region runs from base 244 to 1635 and encodes 463 amino acids. The transcript is spliced from 10 exons. The record is from RefSeq and is a predicted model, not a curated record. Gene Ontology annotation, biological process: protein localization to chromatin; transcription initiation-coupled chromatin remodeling. Gene Ontology annotation, cellular component: chromatin. Lineage: Eukaryota; Metazoa; Nemertea; Pilidiophora; Heteronemertea; Lineidae.
CAAGAAUUGAUCGAAGCGUUGAUGAGUUGAUUAACCAAAUUUAUAGAUUUUUUACAAUUCCUAAUGUUAUUUGAUGGUUGUUUUGCCAUAAUGUAGUUUAUCAUAGUCAAUAACACACAUCAACUUUGCACUACGUUUUGAUCGGAUGGUUAUAUGCUCGGCUGCGCUUUGACCAUAAACAAUUUCAUUUCAUGACUUCAAAAUGACUUCAUAAAAGCAUCAAAAACUAAAAAAGAGGACAUUAUGGCUAUGGCUGAGGCCAAGUACGAUCUGGCACUGAUAAAUACAGUGAACAGUAAGAAGAUUCAGCAUCAGCCUUGGUUCAAAGAACGCUUAAAAACAAGACACAUCAAAUCACUCAAGAAAACAGACACAUCACGGAUGCUUAUUGGAAAGAACUGGACCUUUAUAAAAGAUGGCUUGGAUGAUUUCAGAGAUGGUCUUCCUCCUCCUAUGGAUCAUGGCAUAAUUUUGGCUGGCCAAAAGGGACCAUCUCCAAACAUAACCGGCAGCAAUGAAAGUGUCUCAUCAGUCAAGCAGCCAGUUGUCCGCGAUCGCUUCAACAAACACGAAAUCUGUUUCUCCAGAUGUACACCUUUACAACAGCAGCGCAGGGAUCACAUUGAUGAGAUAGAAUAUGGUCUGACCCAGCAUCCGCUGGCUCUAUAUCCGCACCUUGAAGAAUGUAUGCCACCUGAGAUAUUUGAAGACGUUGUUGACAUAUUGGAUCCUGAGAUGAAUCUGGCUGAUGAUGAAGAUGAUGAGGAUGAAUACUCUGAUAUAAGUGAUACACAGCAGACAACUCCCCUGCCACAUGAUACGACAGACAAAUCAAGAGAUGAUGCUUCAGAUACAGAUAUUGGAGAUGAUCCUGAUGCUAAUCAAGGAGUGCGAAAUCCAUAUCGAUGGUUACCACGGAAAGAUGAGAAAGACAAAAAGGAUAAGAAAAGGGAAAUGUUACGGCGGUCAAGUUCACCUUCACAGGAUGAACAUAUAAAAAGCGUCACAAAAGAUUUCUGUGAUUGGGUGGCUAGUCUAGGGGGUGAAUCAAACAACAUCGAAGAAUCAACAAUCACGAGUCUCUUUGCCAGCGGGUAUGAAACAAAACCUGCACUCUCCGUCCCUAUUCAUGUUGUCGAAUUAACAAACGUCCCGCCAGAACUGCGGAUGUCUGCCACAGUACCUCAACAGCAGACGAUACACAAGAAUAUACCGACUGACGACAAGAAGAAAAGUGAAUGGCCUGAGCCAACUAGAAAAGGCAAAACAUUCUCAGGGGAGUAUGAGCCAAGCUGGGUGAAGUUUAAAUAUGGUGCAUGGUAUCUGCCGACCAAAAUGUGGAAGAAACGUGACAACGAGGAACCGCUUCAGGAUCCUAAAGAACUCAAAGACCAAGAGAUGUCAGAGGCGAAGAAGAAGAGUAAUGGCCUUGAUGCAGAAUUGGCUCCAAUGCAUGGAGCGAAGUCAUUCAUGGAGUUUAUAGAUAAGAAGGCAACAAGGAGACCGGAGUUCUUAGAUCGGGUGGCAGAGUAUCAAGCAAAGGCGGAAGAAGAGGAACGCUUACGACUUGAGGCUGAGGCUACAAAACAGAAGAAACAACGUCUGCACUUUCCCAAGAUCAAUACAAAGAAAUAAACGCUCAAUAUUUUGUUGGGACUUGUUAUUUUUCCGAAAGGAUGAGUUGGAAAAAUGCAUACAAACUUGAAAUGUCUGUGAUAUAGCUUAAGUCUGAUAUAAAUGAUAUUAUUACAGAGUUCUUGUACCCAAAGUAUCAUUCCUAUUCAUUUUUGUGUCACUUCGACUGGCUGUCUAAAGGCCUUUCAGUCACAUCACAUGGGUAUGCCAUUUGUUUGGUGUUAUCAAGUAACCAGAUCACUCUCACUGCAGGUUCUUGCCAAGUGAAGCGACCAUUCAGUGUGCACCACAUAUUCACUUAUACAUCUAAAGAAGGAUCAUGUUUUUGUCACAACCAAGACAAUAUGUAAUGUUAAAAUGCAAAGCUUUAUAGUUGUAUUUAUAUACCAAUACAUGGUAUGUAUAAAUGUUUCCAAUACGGGGUGUAAUGUAUGCCAUUACAUGGUAAUGCAUGCCAAUAUAUGUGUAAAAAUAAACUUUCCAUCUUUUACAGAAGUUACAUGUUUGCUGUAAACUAUCCGUCCAAAUGUAAAUAAAUGUAAAUUUCAUUAC